Molecule: messenger RNA, 1508 nt
Organism: Dermacentor silvarum
Lineage: Eukaryota; Metazoa; Arthropoda; Arachnida; Ixodida; Ixodidae
Product: RNA-binding protein 34
Exons: 1
Coding region: 92-1498 (468 amino acids)
Biological process (GO): mRNA processing
Cellular component (GO): nucleus
Molecular function (GO): RNA binding
Source: RefSeq, a predicted model, not a curated record
UGCGGCAACAUGGCAGCUGCCAUGUCUGUUUUUGCGCCUCGCAGUGUUCACACGUGCGAGAAGAUUUGAGUCAGUAAAAAGACUGUUAAUCAUGUACACGAUCGGCGCGAUUGCCGAUCUUGUCAGCAGUAAAUGUGCUACAAGUUCCAGUACUGCGGAGACAUCUGAGGACAACAGGAAAUCGCCUAAUCCAGCACGUCCUGUUCCGCGUUAUGUGGAGUUCAAGGUUGCUUCACCACCAGUAAAGGCAUCACGACGCGACCGCAGGCUUGGAAAACGACUUCACGGUGAGCCUUUACCUUGGACACAAGAAAAAGUGCCUGAACAAGCUGAAAGGGAGUUCGAACACAGCGGAGACAGCAUCGACGAAUCGGACGACGGUGAGCAUGCGCCUCUCAACAACAAGCCUGUCACGAACAGCCAGAAUUCUCCGAGGCUGCCGAAAAACAAGAAGAAAGAAACCGAGAUCAAAAGGAACGCGGUGAGCGAUAAUAUUGCCGACGAAGCUGAUGGUUCAAAGCCGGUGCGGCCACUGAAACGUCGCAAGCAAAACAAAGUGUCCCAUUCCGAUGUGGACAGGGGCACGGAGAAUGAAACCUCACUCCUUGUGGCUGAUAAUAAUCAGAAAGAGGAGAAGAAAGUUCAUCGACAAGAGAAGAAACUGCGGCACCCAGACACGCCGGACAAGGACGAAAGGACCGUUUUCGUCGGUAAUUUGCCAGGAACUGCCACCCCGAAAAGUGUUCGACACGUGUUCUCCAAGUACGGGAUUAUCGAGAGCAUUCGAUUCCGGUCUAUCGUUCCGGCUAAAGAGAGCCUCAGCAAAAAGGUUGCCUUCAUCAGCAAAGCGUUGCAUUCGAACAAACAGACUGUCAAUGCUUACAUCGUUUUCAAGGCAAAAGAAGCAGUCAAAGAAGCUCUUACUUUGAAUGGUAGUGUACUCUUCGGAAAUCACAUUAGGGUGGACUGCGUUGGUGCUCCUAAAUCACAAGUGAGUGAGAAGCAAACGGUUUUCGUUGGAAACCUUGCUCAUGAAAUUCAAGAUGAGGAACUUUGGCAGUUAUUUGCAGAGUGUGGUGAUGUAGCUGCGGUGCGUCUUGUCAGGGACAAGGUAACCGGCAUGGGAAAAGGGUUUGGUUUUGUUACUUUCAAGCAGUUGGAUGGAGCUGCACUAGCCUUGGAAAUGACUGGCCGGGAGCUGUCUGGAAGGCCCAUCAGGGUAUCGCCAUUUUCAAAACAGGCGGUGCCCAGAAAAGUUGUUCAGAAAGGAACUUCCUUCCAGCGGAAGACAAAGAAGUCUCAAGAGUCUCUGGAGGGCGUAAGCUUUGAGGGCUCUCAGGCUGAACGCCUCUCAAAAAAGAAAAGGAAGUUAAAGAAACAGAUACGCGAGAAGAUGCAGCAAAAGGUUCAGAAGAAAAUUUUCCAGCUUGGCGGUGGCUCACCGAAGAAAGCAAAGAAAAGGAAAGAUUCCAAGCAGCCAAAUAAAGUUGGGGAGUAACACAGAAGUA